This is a messenger RNA of Cornus florida, 1110 nucleotides long. Its product is annotated as protein DEHYDRATION-INDUCED 19-like. The coding region runs from base 143 to 865 and encodes 240 amino acids. The transcript has 5 exons. NCBI's taxonomy places the organism in Eukaryota, Viridiplantae, Streptophyta, Magnoliopsida, Cornales, Cornaceae. The record is from RefSeq and is a predicted model, not a curated record.
UACCUAAAAAAAUCAAUAGAAAUCCGACAUUUCCUCGCAGUUUCGACCCCCUUGGGAUGUCAUCUUUUGUCAUGCUCCUCCCAUAACAGCAUUAACCCCCCAUCUUCUCUCUCCUCUCUCUCUCUCUUUCUCUCUCUUCUCCAUGGAUUCAGACUUCUGGACCUCUCGCCUUGCUGCCGCUAAACGCCAAUUCAAUUUGCACAACCACCACCACCGUCACAGCUCCCAACUAGCAGGUUCCUAUAUGUGUGAUCGAUUGAGCAUCGAUGAUUUCGAGGUGGAAGAGGAGGGUCGGUCUGAUUUUACAUGUCCAUAUUGUUACGAGGACUUCGAUUUUGCGUCUCUCUGCUCGCACCUCCAAGACGAACAUUCUUGCGAGUCCAAAGUCACCGUUUGUCCCAUUUGCUCUGUUAAAGUUGCAAGCGACAUGUUAAGUCAUAUUACCCUGCAACAUGGACCUUUUUUCAAGUUGCAGAGACGUCGCAGGUUACGUAGAGCUGCAAUUCCCAGCAGUCAGGCACUGUCUCUCCUAGGAAGGGAUCUUCGUGAGGCCCAUCUGCAAGUUCUUCUAGGAGGUGGUGGAUAUCAGUCGAACAAUGCGUAUUCAUCUAAUGCAGUUACUGAUCCAUUCCUUUCAUCUCUUGUCUUGAACUAUGCUGCAUCCGAGGCAGAAGAAAUUUCAAAAUCUGUGGUAUCCAGUGCCGAGGACACUUCUACAAGGACCAAGGCACCAGCGCACAUAUGGAAAUCAAGUUUUGAUCCAUCAUUAAGUUAUGAAGAGCGGGAAAAAAGGACAAGACAGGCUGCUGGAAGAGCUUCUUUUGUCCAAGAUCUGCUUGUCUCAACUCUUCCGCUAGGCGACUAGUGGGAUGCAGUAAGUUAUUAAAAAAAAUAAUGUUAAUUGAGUUAUUUGGCAGUUGUGAUAAGGGGCAAUGUUGGGUGGAAUAGAAUUGUUUCAUAUUGUUGAACAACUCAAUGAAUGCCUCAUUGGAUGUACUAGUGAAGCAGUGUUAGUGAGUGCUUGAUCAUAAAAUCAAUAAUUUUAAGCUUCUCUAAACGAGAGAUGUUCUGCUUUCUCAUGAAAAUACUAAUUUUCUUUGUUUCUAGAAA